This is a messenger RNA of Lathyrus sativus (Indian pea), 1017 nucleotides long. The record is from the annotation of a GenBank genome assembly. Lineage: Eukaryota; Viridiplantae; Streptophyta; Magnoliopsida; Fabales; Fabaceae.
AUGGGAAGUUAUGUUGAUGAUGAUUGGGAGUUCGCGUCUUCCCCGUCAAAGGAAGCUUGGACGGUGGUUUUGGUUGGACGGACGGGCAAUGGAAAGAGUGCAACCGGUAACAGUAUUCUUGGAAAAAAGGUCUUCACAUCGAGGAGUGGCUUCUCCGGUGUCACGGCCUCUUGCCAAAUGCAGACAACUGAGCUGAAUAAUGGACAGAUUGUCAAUGUUAUUGACACUCCAGGAUUAUUUGAGUUUUCGGCUACGGGUAAAUCUGAGUUUAUUGGCAAAGAAAUAGUCAAGUGUAUUGACUUUGCUAAAGAGGGAAUCCAUGCCAUUCUGGUAGUGUUAUCCCUUAGAUCAAGAUUUAGCGAGGAAGAAGAACAUGCUCUGAGAAGCUUGCAGAUAUUAUUUGGAAGUAAGAUCGUUGAUUACAUGAUUGUUGUCUUUACUGGAGGAGAUGAAUUAGAAGAUAACGAGGAGACGUUGGAGGAACAUUUAGCUCAUGAAUGUCCACAGCCUUUAAAGGAAAUUCUUUCUUUGUGCGGGAAUCGUCGUGUUCUCUUUGACAACAAGACUAAGGAUGAAAAGAAGCGAUCUAGUCAAGUUCAGGAACUUCUUGAGUUUGUAGGCUCGGUAGUAUCAUGUAAUGGUGGACGACCCUAUACAGAUGAGCUUUUUACAGAAUUAAAGAAAGGAGCAAUGAAACUGAAAAGCCAACAAAAAGAGGUUAAUUCCUCUAAAGAAUACUCAGACCUACAAAUAUCUGAGCUCAAGAAGCAUAUGCAGCAAUCAUAUGAUGACCAGCUAAAGCAAAUUACUGAGAUGAUUGAGUCAAAGUUGAUGGAGGCAACUACAAAGCUCGAGCAACAACUGGCACAUGAGCAAGCUGCAAGACUAGAAGCAGAAAAAAGUGCACAGGUAGCUCAAAAGAAAUCAGACGAAGAGAUACGAAAACUAAGAGAACAUCUUGAGAAGGCUCAUGAAGAACUCCGCAAACGAGGUGAUAAAGGUUGUGCUAUUCUAUGA